This is a messenger RNA of Cercospora beticola, 3340 nucleotides long. RefSeq lists its product as uncharacterized. The record is from RefSeq and is a predicted model, not a curated record. NCBI's taxonomy places the organism in Eukaryota, Fungi, Ascomycota, Dothideomycetes, Mycosphaerellales, Mycosphaerellaceae.
UGCGACAACGGGGACAUGCGCUUGCGACGACGCAUUUGUUCUGCACGGCACUAUUUCUGUCCACAACCAGGCUGAGGAACUCCAGAACCAGGUUUUCGCGGAGCAGAGCAAUUCCAAAAAGAAGCCACAGGUACCCGUUGAUCCGGAGGAAACCGAAACAUCUCUUGCUCGCAGUCUCCUCGCGCGAGGACGCGCGCUGAAGUGUUACAGACUUGCAGAUCUGCCGCAUAUGAUCUGCAGCUGCUCGAGUCAGGACCAGAGCACGCCAGGCACUCAGCGUAAUCGAAAUGAAGAACUCAUCGCCGUUCGCCGCUUGUCCUUCCCCGUGGCCACUCGAAACUCGAGCUGCACUCACCGCUACCACGGACAAUAGCCACCACGUGCUUGACAGUUCCAAUCUCGUCGGGCACCGGCAGACAUACCGCCGCUCAUGCCCAACCAGCGCAAUGCAACACUCUGCUCCAUGUACUCGCCACCGAACCCUACGCCAGACCCUUGGGGCUGCACGGUGUGGCGGUAGCUUUGAACUUGGUCACUGGACCUAGCCGUUGGAAGGCACGACUAUAGCCUGAAGCCGAUCACUAGCUCCAAAAGCGAUGGCCUUGCCGUUGCCCUAGAAUAGUUGUGCAUUUUACUUGACCAUUUGUGCGACAUCCAUCAUGGUCCGGAAUAGAUUGGUGAUUCUCUUUCUUCUCCUCCUGCCAUUUGGUCUGGGGAGCCCCUUGGACGAGAAUACCGAAAUCGGGGCGCAAAAUCGCAACAAACUCAACGACUUCCUCUCCAAACGACAGCAGGCUGGCUCGUGCACGCUCAAUUGCUUCACGAAAGUCUUACCGCAGUUCAAUUGCCCGGAUCUACUUCAAUGCAUAUGCAACGACAAGGCAGUGGCCGCUGCUCUACAGCAAUGCGCCGUCGAGAGCGGAUGCUCGAUCAAGGAAGCUCUGCAAGGGCAGAAAGCCCAGGCGGAAACGUGUGGUUUUCCCAAGCGUAAUCGCGUCAUGGUCUUUACUGUCACCCAGACUGCUCUAUUCACGCUUGCGAGCGUGUGCGCAAUACUACGCCUACUCGCCAGAGGCAAGACCUUCGGGGGAGCUGGAUAUGGCUGGGAUGAUGCGAUGCUAUUCGCGUCAUGCCUUCCCAUGCUCGGUCUGACUGUGGUCGGAUACAUGGAGCAGAUGGCUGGGUUGGGCAGAGACAUAUGGGAACUGGAGUUCGAGCAGAUUGAGAAUGUGCUCAAGCUCUUCUACAUUGGAAAUACGUUCUACUCGCCAGUGGUAUUUGGCACGAAGAUGGCGUUCGUCCUCCUCUAUCUCCGAAUCUGGAAGGACUCAUCAAUUGUAUUUCGCCGCAUAUGCCAGGUCAUCCUCGUUUUACUGGCAAUGGCUACCAUUGGCUUCACAUUCUCAACAAUCUUCCUAUGCCAGCCUGUGUCGUACACCUGGAAAGCCUUAUCUGGACUCAAAGGCACGUGUGUCAAUCGCAACGCUCAGCUGUACUCAAACUCUGCGGUCAACAUCGCAAUGGACGUAAUAGUGUUGCUCUUGCCCGUGCUCAAAAUCCUUCAGUUACGCAUGACCUGGCCAAAGAAGAUCGGGCUUCUUUUCACCUUCUUGGUCGGCUUUGUCACCACCGCGACAAGUGUCAUCCAGUUCUACUACCUCAUUACCAGGCUCAACAGCACCCAGAAUCCAACAUGGGACUAUUUCGACAUCGGAGUCUGGCGCAUCACGGAGAUGUACCUUGGCGUAGUCUGCUGCUGCAUGCCGAUGAUCGCGGGCUUGGUCAAGCGCAGCGUACAACGUGCAUCACAAGCUGUGAGCUUCCCAAGCACUGUCAGCGAAAUGUGGAGUAAGACGAAGAAUCUCAUGACGACGACGACAACGUCUUCAAAGAGCAGAAUGGACCCGAAACUCACUGCCAAUGUCACGCUUACCGGCAGUCUGGGAUUGAAUAGCUCAUGGUUGCACUUGAAAGCCGACAAUACACCUGCAUCGGAACAGAGCGUGGAGUUGAGAAACUUCACUACCAGGAACAUUGGAGACAGCAUCGGAGAUCAUCCUGAAGGUUCUCAACCAACUAGGGACGGCCACGUCUCCGCCAUGAGCGAUGCAACAACAGCAGUGACAUCAAAUGGUCCACUCUCGCUGUCCACGACCCGCAAUCGCGAUAGCGCGGUACGUCAACAGCAGUGGGAACUUUACCAAAAGGAGCAUCCCGUCAGAUCAAAGUCGCGUACGCGGCGACGAGGAUACUCUCUUCCGUACAGAGAGCAAAAUAUCAUGUCCUUGUCUUCGCCGUAUGAGGACAUGAAAUCUCGAAUAUCCAGGAUAGAGCCUGGCGAGCCCUCUUUCCCGGCGACAGUGGCUCGCCAGGGCGCAUUCUCCAAUUAUGUCGACCGGGCUGCAGGAGCGGAUCAUCCGAGCCGUCCUCCCAGACCUGGCCGUCCAAGGGCUGAGACGAUGCCCUCCCCUUCUCCAGUUCCCUCGUCAUCUCACAGCCACCGAGGGAGCAGGAUUGCCUUACAGAUACCAAGCGCAAGCCAUCGUUACGGCGGGCUUGAGUCGAACAAUGGUGUCUGGACUGCCUUACCUCCCGUCAUGCCCUCGCCAAUGUCUGACGACAGUCAAGAGAUGUCUGUAACAUCUGACGAGAUCAUGUCAUGGGCGAGGCGUUCGCAGCAGCAGGUUUUGCAACGAUAUCAGCCGUCUGUGUUACAGGAAGCGAACGCACGACGUCCUCCGGAUUGGGAAGAACGCAGACGGCUAGAAGUUCGCAGUUACAGUGAUCGUGCUUUGCCUUCGCCUCCGAGCUCUUGGGCCAGCGGAGGGCGAAGAGGAUGAUAUGCGCGACCUUCGCAGCGUUGACUUCCUUCUAUCACAACGAAUAUACACGAUUGCAUGACAAUGUCUCCGGACCUUCAGCAUAUCUCCAUUCAUUGGUGUGGGAGCUGCGUAUCUCAUGCGCCGAAUCGAUGCGUAUAGAUGUCGUGGCUGAUCGAUAUCACAGCAAUGAUGGCGCCCACGUCUGAUCGAGCAAGGCAGGAAGCGUUGAGCGUACGCAGCGGCACUUCAAGCCCAGCGUCAGUCUGCAGCGAAAACACUCCAGAUCGAUCGUGAGCACAGAUCUGCUCCAGAGUACCUUGCAGAAUUCUCCGAAUCGCUCGCAUAUGCAUAUGGCGGCGCUGAACUAUAGUCAUGGGAUCCCAGCCCAGUCGGAGGACGAGCCGGUAUCUCUGACUCGCAUACCAACCUGGUGUGCUUGCAAGCUCAGACUAGUGAAACAUGUGGAGAGCUUAAGUCGUAGCCACCGGCCACAGGUCCGUCAGCUUCACAAGGUUCGA